Messenger RNA from Hibiscus syriacus, 1084 nucleotides. Its product is annotated as HVA22-like protein j. NCBI's taxonomy places the organism in Eukaryota, Viridiplantae, Streptophyta, Magnoliopsida, Malvales, Malvaceae. The transcript is spliced from 7 exons. The record is from RefSeq and is a predicted model, not a curated record. The coding region runs from base 333 to 878 and encodes 181 amino acids.
UCUUUCGUUUUGCCUUGGAUCUCAAGCUUCAUCCCAUAAGAAAACCAUCAUUCUUCUCUCUUUCUCUGUCGGUCGCUCAUCACAUCUUCCUCGCACGAAAUCAAACACCAUCCGUCAUUUGAUUCCCAAUACCUUUAAUUAGCUUUUUUUAAACCCCCGGAAUUCCGUUCAAAAGAAUCUCAACAAACUCGCCUUUUAACAUCACUUUGUUUCUGUUUUUUGUUCAGUUUUUGGUUCUUUUAAGCUCCCAUUGUUGUUGAUACAAUAGAUCGUGGCGCGUCGUUAAUCCGUUUGGCUCACCAUCUUUUUGAAAGGAAAAUUUUGGAUAACAAAUGUUGGGUGAACUCAUCACCAGGGUGCUUGUGUUGGUUCUUGGAUAUGGGUUUCCAGCGAUUGAAUGCUUUAAAACAGUAGAGAAGAAUAAGGUUUCGAUCGAGGAACUCAGAUUUUGGUGUCAAUAUUGGAUCGUCGUAGCAUUUUUGACAUUAUUCGAGAGCAUAGGGGACACAUUAUUUUUGUGGUUGCCUAUCUAUGGCGAGCUGAAGCUUACACUCUUGAUAUACCUAUGGUAUCCCAAAACCAAGGGAACUGGUUAUGUGUACGACACAUUGCUGCGGCCGUACAUGGUGAGACACGAAACCGAAUUCGGUCGAACGAUACAAGAAUGGCGAGCCAGAGCUUGGGAUUUUGCUCUGUGUUAUUGGGAGAACUGCACCGAGUUGGGGCAGACCAAAUGGGUCGAGAUAUCGCAGUUCUUGUCCGGUCAGCCUUCGAGGAUGAAACAAGGCAAGCUGAUUAACCCAGUUCUAGAUCACCAAAUGGAAUUUGACGAGAAACGGCCAGCCCGUCGUAGACUCUUCGGAGGCAAAGCUCAUUAAGCCGAACCUGACAGAGAGUCCAAAAGCUCCAACAGGGAAUCACACAGUCAACAACUUGUAACAAACGAACAACACUUGUAUAAACCACUCACAAGCUUGCAAACACAAACAGAAGAAAGAACCCAGAAAUUGCUUCUUGAAUAGCUAGUGUCAAAUUCAAUUCAUUCUUUGCUUUUUUCUUCUUGUCCCAUUGUAAUACAAAUUAU